Molecule: messenger RNA, 1368 nt
Organism: Magnolia sinica
Lineage: Eukaryota; Viridiplantae; Streptophyta; Magnoliopsida; Magnoliales; Magnoliaceae
Exons: 3
Coding region: 82-1005 (307 amino acids)
Source: RefSeq, a predicted model, not a curated record
UACUGUUUCUACCCACGCCAACCCAUCCCUUCCCUCUCCCUUCCCUCUCCAUCUCUUGCUCGUAACGUAUCGGCCGGCACGAUGCACGCGAAAUCCGACUCGGAGGUGACGAGCCUAGCCCCGUCGUCACCGACUCGGUCCCCACGUCGGCCGCUGUACUACGUUCAAAGCCCGUCCCAACACGAUGCGGAGAAGAUGUCGUUUCAGUCGAGCCCAAUGGGCUCGCCCGCCCACCACCAUUUCCAAUACCAUUGCUCGCCCAUCCACCAUUCUCGAGAAUCGUCCACGACUCGGUUCUCCGCCUCACUCAAGAACCCGAAGAACGGCGCUUGGAGGAAGAUGAUGAAUGGAGAGGCCGGCGUUGAUGAUGAUGAUGGUGAGGAUGAUGAGGAUGAUGGGAAUGAUGUUGGGAAGAAGAUGUCUUUGCCCAGAUUCUAUUUCAUCUGUUUCGUGCUCUCGUUCGUUCUUCUUUUUACUGCUUUCUCUUUGAUUCUUUGGGGAGCCAGCAAGCCGUACAAGCCUAGAAUCUCCGUGAAGAGCAUUGUGUUCGAGCGUUUCAAUGUACAAGCAGGAAUGGAUGCAACAGGAGUACCGACCAAGAUGCUGUCUCUUAAUUCUACGGUCAGGAUCUCUUUCCGCAACCCAGCUACUUUCUUUGGCGUACAUGUAUCCUCCACGCCUAUCAUUCUUUACUAUUACCAGCUCGAGGUUGCUUCCGGAUAUAUGAAGGAAUUCUAUCAAUCUCGGAAAAGCCAACGGCUGAUAACAGCAACGGUGCAGGGGACCCAGAUUCCCCUCUACGGUGGAGGUUCGAGUCUGACCAGUUCGCAUGAAAGUCCCAUCAGUGUCCCUCUCAACCUAACCUUCGUGGUUAGAUCUAGAGCGUACGUCCUUGGUAAGCUCGUGAAGCCUAAAUUCUAUCGGACCGUCCAUUGCUGGGUUACUUUGAAACAGAACCGGCUUGGGAAACGGGUUGAUCUGAAGGAGUCAUGCAACUACGACUGAUGGAAGUUAUCUAAAAUGCCCCUGGAUAUUCUAACAAACUACCAGAAAUGUCCAGUGGGUGGUUUUGGUAUUUUGAAAGAUUGGAAGGGGCCAGCCAGGCCUUUGGACAUCGAUUGGACGGGUGAGAAUGCAGAUGUCAUCUCUCGUAGCGUUUCUGCCCAAGGAAUUAGAUUGAUUGGUGUUGCGAUUAUGGGUUUUGUUUAGAAAUUGUUUAAUGUUUAGUAGUAAAUCUUGUGCAAGAUGAAAGCCGUUCAUCAGGUGGUCCACUUUGAAAUCAGGCAUAUAUUGUUAUUAUGUAUGCCACGUGUACAAGAAUGCAUGAAAGAUUAAAGAGAAAUUGUCGGACGGUUGAAAUUCUGUGUU